Funneliformis geosporum is the source of this 203-nucleotide messenger RNA. The record is from the annotation of a GenBank genome assembly. Lineage: Eukaryota; Fungi; Glomeromycota; Glomeromycetes; Glomerales; Glomeraceae.
AUGUUCAUAAAGACUCCUCAAACUGAUGAUAUCACUGUUAAACCAACUUCUUCAACAGGUUUAAUCGAAAAAAAGGUCCAGAAACCAUGGAUGUUGACCCACCAACCGCUUACCACUGCCAAAGGAAAACAAAAAGAGGAAAACUUAUCAGUUAAACAAACAAACAAAACUUUUGAUAAUGAUAAGGCCUAUAACGAAUACCG